This is a messenger RNA of Bombus impatiens (common eastern bumble bee), 2520 nucleotides long. RefSeq names its product short stature homeobox protein 2-like. The transcript has 4 exons. Gene Ontology annotation, biological process: regulation of transcription by RNA polymerase II. The record is from RefSeq and is a predicted model, not a curated record. The coding region runs from base 205 to 1476 and encodes 423 amino acids. NCBI's taxonomy places the organism in Eukaryota, Metazoa, Arthropoda, Insecta, Hymenoptera, Apidae. Gene Ontology annotation, molecular function: sequence-specific double-stranded DNA binding; DNA-binding transcription factor activity, RNA polymerase II-specific. Gene Ontology annotation, cellular component: nucleus.
GCUUCGCGGGUGGAAAAGCGGGCGCAAAUGCUAAUGAGCCUCGGUUUACGGGUAGUAGCCGGUGGUAGAGGGGGCGAACGAUCGAAGGGUGAGAGGAGAAGGGUGUCGAAGGUCGAUGGUGGUCGACAGGGAUGCGGAGAGGAACAGGAAGGCAAGAGGGCGUAGCGGAAACGCCUACGAGCCGCUCGAUUGGCCGGCGUCCGAAUGGCGUCCUGGGGGACGCGUGGCGUCGCGACGCCGACCGUCAGCUACCACCGACCAGCCACCUUCGUGCACCCCCUUCGGUGCUCUCGUCCUCGGCGACGAGGUCGACGCGAGAGCCGCGUCGUCGCGCGAGUCUUCUCCGCGAGGAUGGAGCAGCUCGCCCAGUUCGUUUCCAAGAGCUUCGACAACGCGGCUGGCGAACACGCGCCAUGCAGAACAACCACCGAACGACCUCCGUCCGCGAGGAUCACCCUCAGUGUCGCGCAUUUGCUCGGCGAUUCUGCGGAGAACGAUGGCAAUGUCGGUGCAGGGACGAGCGAAUCCGCUCAAGAUCCAUCGAGCGUCGAGGCGAGCAGCGUGGAUGAGCCGCCGUCGCCGGAAGGCCGCCUCCAACCGGAAGAUCUCUCCGUUACGACCAAGAGCAAGGAGGCGAAGGACGUGGUUAACACCGUGGACAGCCUUCCGCCUCUAAAGACGCCGGAAUUAAAGCUCUCCGUAAGAAAAUUGCUAGGAUGCAGUCCGUCGCCACCACCGAUUUCGAGAGAUCGAUCAGCUAGCCCCGAAAAUUGUGUCGAAUUGAAAAGUCAAGCUUCUAACGAAACGAAAUCGUCGGAUUUGAAGCUACAGUCGCAGGUUUCGAGGUCUUUGAUGCAGGGACAGGAAGAGAGUACGAAAGGAUCGAACUGCCGUAACAGCGGAAACGGAAACGGGAAACAGAGAAGAUCUCGAACGAAUUUCACUUUGGAACAAUUGGCUGAAUUGGAAAGGCUGUUCGAUGAGACGCAUUAUCCUGACGCGUUCAUGAGAGAAGAACUGAGCCAGAGACUCGGUUUAAGCGAGGCGAGGGUUCAAGUCUGGUUUCAGAAUCGACGCGCCAAGUGCCGCAAGCACGAGAGUCAAUUGCAUAAAGCAGGUGGAAUGGUGCUGGCUCCUCGAAGUCCGCCAGCCACCCUGGAACCGUGUCGAGUGGCGCCGUACCUGCCGGCCUUGAGGUUGCAUCCCCCAAUGCAAGGUGCCGGUGGCAACAUGACCACGGCGGCAGGUUCUGCGUUCGACCCAGCUGUCCUCCAUUACGCGGCAGCCGGCGGUCUUUUCUGUCUUCCACCACCGCCGCCUCCGCCACCGACGUCCAGUCAUCCGCACCCUCAUCCCCUGAGUUUGGCGGCUUCGUUGGCUGCGGCCGCAGCACGUUCCAAAAAUAGCAGCAUCGCGGAUCUGAGACUGAAGGCCAGACGACACCAGGAAGCACUGGGACUCGACAGGCCUGCGUAAAACGAAAAACUCCGACUUCGAAGUCGACUAACAGCGAUUGUCGCUGUUUCCUUGCACGGUGGUGAGUAUGGUAUCGCUCAGAGAGUUUCUCCGUAUGAUUCGUUGGGUUUCGAAGUUUAUUCGAAGAUUAUUUCGACGAUAGGAAGCGUCUUCGAUCUUGCAGAAUAUUUUCUUCCAUUCACUUUUUGGCGUGGGAAGUAACAGGGGUGGUUUGGAGGGGAAAAGUUUGAGAUCGGAUAAAGUAGAUUUCUUUUGGAAUGGUGGAAUUAUUUUAGAAGAACAAAGUUGAUCGUAGCCGACUCACCACCGUUGUGAAACUGUGCAGGUGAAUAUCGAUUCGUUUAGAGUAUUUGGCAAGCACUUGACUUCUUGGUCGUCGAGUGUUAUCAAGAUACUCGCUUCACGUAUUCAAUUUUCUAACAAUAACGAAGAGACGUUCUUUCCAAGUAAAUCAUCUUUCAUUCUUUUGUUUCGUUUAAUUCCAUUACACCUAUCGUAGCUAUUUUUUGACGAUUUGGUGAAGCUCUGCAAAAUCGUGAUGCAAGGAUACUCGUCAGCGAGACAGCUGCAUCAGUUCGUGUCCGAGAAGUACAAACGGAGACUCGAUGUGUAUAAAGUGAACAAUUUCCGGGAGAAGUGUGUAUUAUACAUAUAAUAUAAAGUAUUAUACAUAAAUAUAAAUAGUCGAGGGUCAGUAGUAGCUGGGCUUGGAAAUAACGAGUCGGUGAGAAGUUGCAUCCGUCGGAACGGUCGAAAUUUCUCAUUCCGAGACGAAUAAAUUCUUUGUAUUUCGAUUUCUAUUUUCUUCGUUGAACCACGAAGUGAAUAUCAACGAAAUUCUGAAAAUGCAUGGAACGAUGUUGUAGAAUGAUGGGUGUGAAAAAUUCAGAGAUUUCGAUAGGUGUCUAGCGUCUCCAGGCGAUUAAAACGAAUUCGGCGAUGGCGUGUUGAGGAUACAUGAUUGUUCUUGAAUACAUGAUUGUCACACUGUAUACUAUUAGCUUUAAAAUAUAUAAACUUAAAUCUUGUGCGAGUCGUGGAUCA